Messenger RNA from Zingiber officinale, 1330 nucleotides. Its product is annotated as F-box protein At1g67340-like. The transcript is spliced from 4 exons. Gene Ontology annotation, molecular function: protein binding. NCBI's taxonomy places the organism in Eukaryota, Viridiplantae, Streptophyta, Magnoliopsida, Zingiberales, Zingiberaceae. The coding region runs from base 136 to 1200 and encodes 354 amino acids. The record is from RefSeq and is a predicted model, not a curated record.
UGAGAGAGAGAGAGAGAGACGCGACCUCGAAUCACUGCGUCUGCGAAGGGGAACAAUCGCCUCCGUCACUGCAACCGAGUCGCCGGAGAUAUCCCAAGAGUGAGUUGAGGAGGUGAUAGGGGACGGAAGAGUGGGAUGGGGAUCUCCGGAAGAGGAGCAGAUUCAGGUCGGAAGAGGACGCGUACGGCGGAGAAGGGCGAUUUGUUCGACGUCCUUCCCGACGAGCUCGUAGUGGCGGUCCUGUGCAAACUGAGCGCCUCCGCUGAGAGUCCCGCCAAUCUGAUCGCCGUCUUAGUAGUGUGUAAGAGAUUCAAUCGUCUGGGACUCGAUCCCGUGGUUCUCUCGAGAGCAUCGGCGGAAUCGCUCGCCGUGAAAGCCAAGAGCUGGUCGGAUUUCUCCCAUAGAUUCUUGAAACGCUGUGCCGAUUCCGGAAACAGGGAAGCUUGUUACAUCCUGGGCAUGAUCCGCUUCUACUGCUUGAGGAAUCGGAGGAGUGGUCUCUCGCUUAUGGCACAGGCAGCGAUCCGGAACCACGCGCCAGCGCUCUUCUCGUUGGCGGUCAUCCAGUUCAACGGAAGUGGGAAAUCUAAGAUCGACAAGAAUCCCGAAGCCGGCGUGGCCCUCUGUGCCCGGGCUGCCUCCCUCGGUGACGUGGACGCGAUGCGAGUUCUAGGCCAUUGCCUCCAGGACGGCUACGGCGUGCGCCGCAACCUCGCCGAGGGCCGCCGCUUCCUCCUGCUGGCCAACGCACGUGAGUUCGCUACCUUCCUGCACUCCUCCUCCUCCUCCUCCUCCUCCCCGCUUCGGCGCCACACAAAUCGUUGUGGCUCUCUUCUCAAAGAUUUAGAUUUAUGGAUGCGUUCCACGCCACCGCCGGAGCCGCACCCGGCGAGCCGCUUCAUGGAGGAGUGGUUUGCGUCGAGGAGCGAAGUUUUGAAGAGGGAGGAGCUCAGUCUGUGCUUCAACAGCCGAUGCGGCAGGCCGGAGACGCGGAGGCACGAGUUUUGGCUCUGCUCUGCGUGUAGCCUCGUCAAGUACUGCUCAAGGGCGUGCCAGGCCACGCACUGGAGGUCGUCUCACAAGGCCGAGUGCGAGCCUUUCGAGCAGUGGCUGAACGUCGCCGCCGCCGCCGCUGGCGGCGGUGAAGUCGAAGCCCCAGUGGAGGGUGAUGCCGGCCGUGACGUGCCGAUACUUGAUUAGUGUUUGGAAUAAUCGCGAUAGAUGUAGUCGUGAGAGGCACGAGCAAACCACGUGUUAGGAGGUAAUUGUUGUUGACUUUCAAAUAAUCUUAGCAUAAAUUAAAAACAACUAAUUUAUUUUUUUAAAAAAA